AUGCCGUCUAAAAUUUCAAAGUGGUUAUCUUCCUACAAACCAUCAUCUCGUGAGGCGAUGGAUGAAUUUAUCACAUGGAUGUAUUCAAGUAACAAACUAGUUGAUGAUAUAGAAGAUACGUUUGAAAAGCUAGUCUCCUCCAAUACUAUUUCUGAUGUCUGUCAAAGAUUAUUUGUAUUUUAUAAAUCUGGUUUACCGGCCUUACAAAAUUUUGUUGUUCUUCUUUUACCUUCAUUAUUGCAUUCAUAUUUAUGUCAUUCUUAUGAAGAUAAUAGCUCAUCAUCUCAGACAAGAAAAAUUGUUUCAAAUAUAUCAGAUUCAUCCCAGUCAUCAUUUUUAAUCAGUUUGAGUUUGUUAGAAUCAUGUUUGCUGAGCAUAUGCAAUUAUUAUCUUGUAAAAGCUGACCCUUUAAAAGGUAAAUUUGAAAGCUUUAUAGGUGAUAUUAAUAACUUUCGUCUACCAUCGUUAACCACACCGUCUGUUUUUCAUAAUCCUGUUCCUAUUAAGGAAACAAUCGAAAGAAAUGAUGCCAAUGUUAAAACUGAAAGUGAGAAUUUGAAUCCUCUUAGAGUAUCUGCGAUAAUAUGCCUAGUUCAAAAUUAUAUUGAAAUAUUAUCCACUCUUGAUCUGCAAAAUCCUAUUAUAUCUGUGCUAGUAUUUCACUCAUUGUCAAGAUUUUCAAAGUUUUCAGAUCGUGUUGUUAGCAUAUCAAAACGUCCUCGUAUUCCAACUUCAUCUGGUUUAUUAAUGAUAUUACUGGAUUGUUCAGAUCUUAUUUUAUUUAAACUCGAUUGCUUUGAUAAAUACUCUGGAAGUAAUAAUCGUAUUACUGACUCAAUCCGAUCUUCUAUACUAGACAGUAUUAUAGAAAUUAGUAAUCGUGCUACGCAUCAUUGUUUUUCUUCUUGUCUUUUAGUAUGUCAGUCUUUAUUACACUAUCGCAGUAUUUAUUACGAUUAUUGUGAUCAAAAACGUAGGAUGGAAGAUGGACAUAUUCGGGAUAUUGAAAAUACCCCUACUUCUCGAAAUGGACUUACUAAUUCUACUCACAUUCCACCUGUGAUCUCUAUAAACUCUAUAGAGGAUAAAACUUCACGUACUGAGUAUACUCCUCGACCAAAACUUAGCUCUACAAAUGCUGAAGUAUUUACAAGUGCUUCAUUUAAACCAGAAAUUGUAUCUGAAGAUAUAACUCCAGUCAGUGAAAAUUCUCGAUCGUCCAGACCAGACAAAAUGACAGGCCCAGUGGAGGAUGUUAAUAAUGGGGCUAGUGCAAGUAAUAAUACCAAUAAGAAGCAUUCCAGUGAAGUACAUGAAAGAAAACACAAUAAGUUAAACAUUGGUGUUGA
Molecule: messenger RNA, 1349 nt
Organism: Schistosoma spindalis
Lineage: Eukaryota; Metazoa; Platyhelminthes; Trematoda; Strigeidida; Schistosomatidae
Source: the annotation of a GenBank genome assembly